This is a messenger RNA of Bolinopsis microptera, 1554 nucleotides long. RefSeq names its product zinc finger protein ZPR1-like. The coding region runs from base 20 to 1351 and encodes 443 amino acids. The record is from RefSeq and is a predicted model, not a curated record. The transcript has a single exon. Lineage: Eukaryota; Metazoa; Ctenophora; Tentaculata; Lobata; Bolinopsidae. Gene Ontology annotation, cellular component: cytoplasm; nucleus. Gene Ontology annotation, molecular function: zinc ion binding.
UAACCAAUAUCUCUCCAGGAUGGAUCCCAUUGUUGUAGACCUGACACCAGAGAACCCAGUGUUCGAAAUGCCAAGCGCAUGUAUGUCCUGUUUCAGUGAAGGUAUGACCCGUCUCAUGCUCACUAAAAUACCAUACUUCAAAGAGAUCAUCAUAAGUUCGUUCUCUUGUGAGCAUUGUCACAAUUUUAACAGUUCAGUCCAGCCGGCGUCUUCUCUUGCAGAAAAAGGAGUCAAGUACACUCUCACUGUUACAAAUAUAAAGGAACUAAACAGACAGGUCAUAAAGUCAGAGUUUGCUACCAUCACCGUACCGGAGAUAGACCUGGAGAUCCCACGAGAAGCACAGAAGGGGUCGUCCAGUACGGUAGAGGGUUUCUUGACCAAGACCAGGGAUGGACUUUUAGACAAGCAACCAGAACGGAAGGAAAUUUGCCCUGAAUUAGCCGAACAAAUCGACAAGUUUUGUAGUCGUUUAGACGAUCUGCUGCUUGUUGAAAAACAAUUUACUUUCAUUCUCGAGGAUCCGACCGGGAACAGUUUUAUCGAGAACCCUAACGCUCCAAAACCAGAUCCUCAUCUAAAAAUGGAGCAUUACAUUCGCUCAAAAGACGAUGAGGAUGUACUUGGGAUCACAGAAAUGAAGGAAAAUGCCCAGGAGGAAAACGAAGAGGAAAACGAAGAGGAAAAAUCACAAGUAGUGCAAAAUGAAGAAUCUGAAGUUAUCACAUUCGAGGCCAUGUGUAAUGCCUGUGGAAAAGAAGCAGUUUGCAACAUGAAGGAAGUCCAGAUACCAUUUUUCAAGAAGAUUCUUCUAAUGGCUAACGUUUGUGACCACUGUGGUUACAGAGAUUCAGAAGUAAAGAGUGCAGGUGGAAUCUCUGAAAAGGGGCAGAGAAUAACUUUAAAGAUGACAGACUCAGACAUGGAUCUAGAUCGGGACAUCCUUAAAUCAGAAACUGCCACUGUCAACAUUCCGGAGCUAGAGGUUGAGUUAACGUGUGGUUCGUUGGGCGGCAGGUUCACUACAAUUGAGGGUUUACUCCACCAAAUUAAAGACCAACUAGAGUCCAUUAAUCCAUUUUCUUUUGGAGACAGCAAAACUCCAAGUGACAAAAAAUCUGGUGGCGCGAUGUCCAGUGUUAUCCAAGGAAUCCAGGAUAUCAUCGACCACAAAAUACUUGUUGAGCUGAUCGUUAAGGAUCCAGCUGGAAACAGCUACAUUCAAAACGUUUAUGCACCGGAUGAAGACCCCAAUUUGACGGUGGAGGAGUUUGAAAGAACAGCAGAAGAUAAUGAUGAUCUCGGGAUAUCGGAUAUGAAGACAGAGGGAUAUGAGGACGAUACGAGCUGACAGGGUGUUUCCUUUUUUAAAGUUUUUAGGUAUUUGUUGGAUUCACGAUGCUUUCACCGUAUAUUUUGGAUACAAAAUAACCUGUUUGCUAAAAAAUUAACGUAAUUUUUGAAGAUAUUUGUCUUUUUUUUAAUCGUUAAUUGGUUUGGUUUCUUUUAAAAGUUAAUUGAUUGUCAAGGCAGAGCUUCGUCAUCGCUACUGAA